AUGGCCACCCUCGACUCCCUAAAGCGAGCCCUUAGGCAGAAAGCAAGCGCAACGGCGUCGUCCCCGAAGCAGCCGUUGUCCGACACACAGUACAGCGCCGGCUUCGAUAUCUUAGUGCGGGGCUCAGGAUGGACGACGUACCAAGAGUUCAUUAUCCCUCAACUAUCUCAGCUGCUAGACCCUCUCUUCAACUCGCGUAUCCGUAUCUCGGCACUAGAAAUCGGACCCGGCCCGAAAAGCCUAUUUGGAUAUCUUCCCGGCCGUCUGAGAAGAAAGGUAAGGAGAUACACUGCGUUCGAGCCUAACGGCUUGUUUUCCACAAGGUUGGAGGAAUGGCUUCGCUCUACCUCCGACACGGAGUCCCCGCUGCCCUGUCUGGAAAGCCCGCCCAACAUCCAUCGAAUUCCAUUCGUUCUGGACGACAACAUAGGGACCGGCACCGGUACCGGUACGAGUGAUGAAGAUGAAAAAUACGACAUCAUCCUAUUCUGCCACAGCAUGUACGGCAUGAAGCCGAAACACAGGUUCAUCGAACGAACGCUGGAAAUGCUUGUCGAGCGGCCACAAGGCGGAAUGGUGGCAGUUUUCCAUCGUGACGGGGCCCUGCACCUCGACGGCUUGGUGUGCCAUCGAACGGCUUCUUUUCCUACCGGAGUCGUUCGCGUGGCAAAUGACGACGAGGUACUAGACCGUUUUGCUCUUUUCAUCACGGGGUUUGUCAUGCAGGAUGCGGAUGUGGACAAGGCUAUCCGAGUCGAGUGGCGUAAAGUGUGCCGCGCCUUGGGCCGUCGCGAGGAAGCACACCCGGACGAUCUCUUGUUCAGCUCGCCCAACGUCAUGGCGGCCUUUACCCAACAUGCGACUACGUUGCCGGAGCUGACGGCGCAGGUGCCAUUGGUGAGGGGGUACCAGACAGUUAAAAACAGGGAGGCUCGCCUCCACCGGGCCGCCGCGACUAUCAGGCCGACAGAGGUCGUACACGUCCAGCAGUGCGUUCGAUGGGCCGUGGAGCACGGGGUCGGCCUGACCGUCGUCGGCGGGGGUCAUAGCGGCCACUGUCUCUGGCCCAACGUUGUCUCGGUCGACAUGGGCGCCUUUGACCAAGUAAACAUUCUCACGGCGGGGGAGGAUGGAGGAGAUUCCGGUUCCAAUUCCGGUUCCUUGGUCGUCGCCGAGGCCGGCUGCAAGACGGGGGAUAUCGUGCGCAAGACCAUGGCAGCGGGCGUGACAGUACCCCUGGGGGCUCGCCCAAGCGUAGGUGCGGGGCUGUGGCUACAAGGCGGCAUCGGGCACCUGGCUAGGUUGCACGGGCUCGCAUGCGACGCCAUUGUCGGUGCUGUUGUGGUCAGCGUCGACUCCGGCCAGGUCCUCUGCGUCGGCCGUGUACCCAGCCAACACCGGCCGGCCGGUGCCGUGCGCCCGGAAAACGAAUCGGGUCUGUUAUGGGCGAUGAAAGGCGCUGGGACCAACUUUGGCAUCGUGGUCAGCGUGACUUUCAAAGCUUAUGUGGCUCCAACCUAUUUGACUCGAAACUGGGUGGUCCCGCUGAGUGACAACCUCGAAGCGCAGCUCAGACUCGGCGACUUUGAUAAACUCGUCGCCAGGAAGCUCCCCAGGAAUUGCUCUGCAGAUGCGUAUUUGUACUGGGACGCCGGCCGGCUGCAUCUUGGCCUGACCAUGUUCGAAUCUUCAACGACUAAGGGCGCCUUUGCGACACCCACGCCCACGCCCACGCCCGUAGGUGUAAUGUGGGAGCCGGGAGACGAUUUCAAGGCUGUGGACGGCGUCGGUUUGUUCGAGGCAGAGAUGUACGUGGCCAGGAUGCACGGCGGGCACGGCGGCGGCAAAACGUCCUCGUUCAAGCGAUGUUUAUUCUUAAAUGGCACCGGAGAAGCGAACGUCGUCGACCGCUUGGUAGCGGCCGUUGAGUCUCGUCCCUUGCCACUCUGCUAUCUCCAUCUGCUGCAAGGCGGCGGAGCGGUCGGCGACGUUGCGGCCGAUGCCACUGCUUUCGGCUGUCGAGACUGGGACUUUGCCUGUGUGAUAACCGGUGUCUGGCCCCGCGAUCAAGAUGGCACCGAAGCCGCACGAUCUGCUGUGCGGUGGGUUUACAACGUCGCUGGGGACUUGUUGUCGUUGAGCAGCGGAGCUUACGGCGCCGACCUGGGGCCGGACCCCCGAGACGCCGCGUUGGCGGCCAAGGCUUUUGGGCCAAAUCGGCCGCGUCUAGCGCGUCUCAAACAGAGCUUGGACCCGCGUAACGUGCUGGCUUUCGCCUGCCCGCUCCCGAAAGCGCCCUUGGAGCCGAAGCUUAUCAUUCUUGUCACGGGCGAAAGCUGCGCCGGCAAGGACUAUUGUGCCGACGUCUGGGUCUCCGUGUUCAUCAACCGCGCCCAGAAGAGCCUCACGGCGCGUGCAGUCAGCAUUAGCGAUGCGACCAAGCGCGAAUACGCGGCGGCUACCGGAGCCGACCAGAGCCGCCUGCUUUGGGACCGUGCCUACAAGGAGCAACACCGGCCAGCGUUGACCGCAUUCUUCCAGGCACAAGUGCGGCAACGGCCUCGGCUGCCAGAGGAACAUUUUCUGAAUGUGGUGUACGGCGCCGUAGAUGUGGACGUGCUGCUAAUCACCGGGAUGAGAGACGAGGCGCCCGUGGCAGCCCUGUCGCAUUUGGUGCCUGACAGCAGGCUACUCGAGGUUCGCGUCCAAGCUAGUGAACAGACGCGGCAGAUUCGCCGAGGGUGCGACGGCGGUAACGACGACAGGGACCCCAGCAAGGACAGCAACAAUAGCAGAUCAGAUUUGACGGCCUUGGACUAUCGCCCCAGCCUCAUCUUCGACAAUGACACGACCGGAAACGAGGCGGCGAAAAGGUUUGCCGAACAUUGCCUGUUUCCCUUCUUCCACGAGGACCUGCAGCGGCUGGCCAAAAUGGUGCCCUUGGUACCUGACUUCCCACGCCCGGGCGUAGAGUUCCACCACGUGCUCGGCAUCUCCCGGCAGCCGGGUGGGCUGGCCCUGUGCACGUCUCUGUUGCAAACCCACUUCACCGGUGACUGGGCCAAAGUCGAUGCGGUGGUGGCUUGCGAGGCCGGCGGCUUUGUCUACGCGUCGGCGCUGGCCUUGCGGGUCGAUGUGCCCUUGGUGCUGCUUCGCGAAGCUGGCAAACUCCCCCAACCCACCUUUUCUGUUGCCAAGCCCCCGUCGUAUAUCUCGUCUUUGGCAUCCAACAAUUCGAAAGAGAAGCGAAUCGAGAUGGAGCGGGACGUGGUCCCCAGGGGCGCGUCAGUGGUGGUGGUGGACGAUGUACUUUCCACGGGGGAGACGCUUUGUGCGGUGCUACAGCUAUUAGAUGAAGCUGGCAUCAGCGCCCAGGGUGUCAGCAUCAUGGCCGUGGCCGAGUUCCCGGUUCACCGUGGCCGGGAACUGUUGCGCCAACGUGGAUUUGGCAGAAUCAAUAUUCAAAGCCUUUUGGUCUUUGGCGGUGCUUAG
Molecule: messenger RNA, 3492 nt
Organism: Trematosphaeria pertusa
Lineage: Eukaryota; Fungi; Ascomycota; Dothideomycetes; Pleosporales; Trematosphaeriaceae
Exons: 1
Coding region: 1-3492 (1163 amino acids)
Biological process (GO): cholesterol biosynthetic process
Cellular component (GO): cytoplasm
Molecular function (GO): phosphomevalonate kinase activity; FAD binding
Source: RefSeq, a predicted model, not a curated record